Drosophila erecta is the source of this 1124-nucleotide messenger RNA. Its product is annotated as large proline-rich protein BAG6. The record is from RefSeq and is a predicted model, not a curated record. Bases 284 to 910 code for a protein of 208 amino acids. The transcript is spliced from 2 exons. Lineage: Eukaryota; Metazoa; Arthropoda; Insecta; Diptera; Drosophilidae.
GUGCCCGGCUGACAUUAUCCGAAGCGCAAUUAUGCGCAUAUCUGUCAGAUGGAGAUACUUUUACAGCUCGCACACAGAUAAUAGAACGAGAGAACCAGAGUGAGACUGAGCAAGAGUGGCGGCCUAUCUUAUCGGACUUUGUGCGCCGAGCGCUUAUCACAUGGCCCUUGACACACCUGUCCGCCGCUCCCCCGAUCCGCGCUCUUGUUUUUCCAGUCGGCGAUAACUCUUGGCCAAAAGCUAGCGACGCGCCAUGAUAUGACAGUUGGCCUAAGACCUUUUCAUGGAGCGAAUGCCUAGGACGGUGCUUACAUAUCCACGGGGAAAUACCGCAUUCUUCGACCACACAAUGUCGAAUAUUCCGCCCUACUUGGUGUUCUUCUUCCUGGCCUUCGUUUCCUGUGCCGUCACCUUCUGCUGCCUGAGAUUCUGCAUUUGGGUGUGCUUCGAGGCCAGGGAUUCCAGGAGACGCAGCCGCAGACGCAGACGCGGACAUGGCCGAAAUAGACUCAACGACCCGGAGGAUCCAUCCUCGAACCACUAUGGCGACAUAUUCUUCAUUGAGCCCGGCAGCGUGGAGGCCAACCGCAUCCGCGAUCAACUGGAAAAGGAUGAGAAGGAUCUGCCCAGCUACGACGAGGUGAUGCGCAUGUGCAACCUGACCACCCCCACAGCAGCGGCGGCUGGAAUGCCUCUUCCCCAAUCGCCCCUCGGCGAACCCGGUCCCAUUGGAAUUGCGGCACUGCCGGCUCCACCGUACUCGGAGACAGAUCCGCAUGCCGCACCCGCCGGAGGAGCCACUGUCAUCGCGAUGGAAUCGAUGGAGCCAUCCACCUCCCGCGCGGCACAGAUACCACCCAGCAGCUCCGGAUCGGGUCCUCCUGCUCCAUUGCCAACGACAACGGUGUGAUCCGUCAGAACUAUGGAGAAAUGGAACUGAAGCAUUUGCCGUGCCACUCUGGGCCACACAGAUGCCACUUUGUGUGCGCUUUCAGUAUAGAAAUGAACUUGUGUGAUCUUAUUGCGUACAUAACUAUUUAAGUUCUAGAGAUUAGGAGUCGCAUACUGUAAAUACAUAUUUUUAGGACAUAGGAUGAAAAUUAAAGUGAGUUAUUUAAUUGAAA